Drosophila eugracilis is the source of this 609-nucleotide messenger RNA. Its product is annotated as prolyl 4-hydroxylase subunit alpha-2. Gene Ontology annotation, cellular component: endoplasmic reticulum. The record is from RefSeq and is a predicted model, not a curated record. Gene Ontology annotation, molecular function: protein binding; procollagen-proline 4-dioxygenase activity. The coding region runs from base 58 to 609 and encodes 183 amino acids. NCBI's taxonomy places the organism in Eukaryota, Metazoa, Arthropoda, Insecta, Diptera, Drosophilidae. The transcript has 4 exons.
CCCAAAUUGAUCUGUGCUUCGAAUAUCGAACACCACCUCGAUCUGGACUUGCGGCUAAUGACACAGUUGAAAAGCUAUUCAGAGGACCUUCAGGAUCAUAUUAGUGUGCUGAAUCGAUAUGUAGAUGAAAGGAGAUCGAAACUAGCCAAAGUGGGAACAGAUCCAGAGGAAUACUUGGGCAAUCCCCUGAACAGCUUCUCCUUGUUGCAUCACAUGCACUUCGAUUGGCCCAUUUGGCGCAGAUUAAUGGAGCAGCCCUUGGCUUCAGAGCAAGUCGCUGAGAUGCGGGAGUUGCUGAACCAGAUUCCAUCAAGGUAUGAAUACAAGGACUCGAUAGGAGAAGCUAUACAUUACCGAAAAACACAAACGGAAGAUGAAGUCGAAUAUGAUUCCAGACUUAGUCCUUUGGAAUCCCUGGAACUCGCUCAGUAUGCUUUCGACCAGGAGGACUACGACCAGGCAGAAGACUGGCUGAAUAGAACCCUAGAAGGCUACCAAAACCUUAAUUACCCACAAAAGGAACUUUAUGGAGUUCUUACACCUGUAAGUGAGAGUCAGGUGCAGGAUCUCUAUGACAAAGUAAAGGAAAUAAAAAGGAAAGCAAAAUAA